AUGGAAUCUGUACUACUUCAUUUAGUGUGUAUAACAGGAUUUGUGAAACUGAGUCGAAGAACUAUUGUUUAUUCAGGAGGAAGCCAUGAAAGUCAAGAUCUUGCAGAAAAGCAAACUGUUGCUCUUAACUUUCAUAUGCUAUUUGUGUCCUGCAUACCCCAAAAACACAGAGCUCCAACACAUGAGCUUACAAUGUGGAGUUGCUUUUGUCUUAACGGGAUUGUUUGUUCUGGGAACAACAGAUGGCAUGCAGUUGCUUCAUGGACAUGGGAUGCUCAAGACGAAACAUGUGGGAUAUGUCGGAUGGCUUUUGAUGGUUGUUGUCCCGACUGCAAACUCCCUGGGGAUGAUUGCCCUCUAAUUUGGGGAGCUUGCAACCACGCGUUUCAUCUGCACUGCAUAUUGAAAUGGGUGAAUUCGCAGACGAGCCAAGCUCAUUGCCCUAUGUGCCGAAGAGAAUGGCAGUUCAAGGAGUAG
Messenger RNA from Thlaspi arvense, 477 nucleotides. The record is from the annotation of a GenBank genome assembly. Lineage: Eukaryota; Viridiplantae; Streptophyta; Magnoliopsida; Brassicales; Brassicaceae.